CUUGCUCGGCUUCCCUCUUCCCCGCCCCUGCAUUCAGCUAAAUGUCGGAACCUGCCGAAGAUGACGUCACGGAGCCUCGAAUCCCGUGUCGCUCCGCUUCCGAAGGAAAGGAAAAGCAACAAGAAGGAAGAGCAAUGGCGACACUGGAUCGCAAAGUGCCCAGUCCGGAGGCGUUUCUGGGCAAACCGUGGUCCAACUGGAUCGACGCCGCCAAAAUACACUGCUCCGACAAUGUAGAAUUGGAAGAGACUGGAAAAGAGGGCGGAAAAAGCAGGGAGGUUAUGAGGCUUAAUAGGGAAGAUAUGCAUUUAUUUGGCCAUUACCCAGCUCAUGAUGACUUCUUUCUAGUGGUGUGUAGUGUCUGCAAUCAGGUAGUCAAGCCCCAGGUUUUCCAGUCACAUUGUGAAAGAAGACACGGUUCAAUGUGCAAAUCUUCUCCCUCUCCAGCUUCUCCCUCCAACACUAGAACAUCAUCACUAGUACAAAUGAAACCGAAAGCCUGUAUCAGCAGCCAUAACCCUGUCAACAGCAAUUCAAAGCCAUUCAAAGCGCCCAAAGACAAUCUCCUUACCUCCAGCAACAAGCAGCACUCAGUGUUUCCUUCAAAAGUGUCAAGAGAUAAACCAUGUGUCCCUGUCCCAGUAGUCAGCCUCGAGAAAAUCCCAAACCUUGUGAAAGCAGAUAGUGCCAACAUUAAAAUGAAUUCUACCACCAACUCCUCUUCCAUUGUGGCAUCUUCAGUUUCGUCUGUGACAAAGCAGCCCCCGGUCCCCAAGCCUGUUCCUCCAUCACCAGAGAAAAUCCUGAAUGGGAAAGGAAUAGCUUCUCUCGAUAAGAAGCACCAAAAUGGCACCAAAAGCACUAACAAGCCCUUCAAGAGACUUUCAGAGAGAGAGUUUGACCCAAAUAAACACUGCGGAGUGCUGGAUCCUGAAACGAAGAAACCAUGCACAAGGUCGCUCACUUGCAAGACUCAUUCACUUAAUCACCGACGAGCGGUACCUGGUCGUAAAAAGCAGUUUGACAUCCUCCUUGCUGAACACAAAGCUCGAUCGAGAGAAAAAGAAGUGACAAAAGACAAAGAGCAAUCUCAGAACUCAAGAGAAGCCCAUCAGAGCCAGCCCACACCACAACAGGAACAGUCAUCAGGAUCUUCAGUAAAUUCAGUUCAAGAAGUAACGUCACCUGCAAAAGCCAGACCUCAAAACUCUGUCCUACCUAGGCCGUCUUCUGCGAAUAACAUAAACAGUACUAAUGCCACAAAUCACAGCGUUUUUGUGCUUGAGCCCUCUGUUACCAAUCCUGGAGGGGACCUGGCUAGCCGACUCUCCAGCGAUGAGGGAGAAAUUGAAGGUGUUGAAGAGACCGAAAAGCUUGACUGUUACUAUUCUGGACAUCAUCCUAAACCUCUUGCGUUUUGCUCAUUUGGGAGCCGUUUGAUGGGAAGAGGUUACUAUGUGUUCGAUAGACGGUGGGACCGAUUUCGAUUCGCAUUAAAUUCCAUGGUGGAGAAACACUUGAAUUCACAAAUGUGGAAGAAAAUUCCUCCAGCUGUGGAUAGCCCGAUGCCUUCUCCGGCCGCACAUAUAAGUGGUUCUUUUUCUUCAUCAAUUUUGCAACCUUUCAGCAGCCCUAAUUCAGUUUACCUUCCCUCUCCACCUGCUAACUCAAGAGUCACCCAGUCAUACAUUGUGAACUCUAGCGUAUUAUCAAACACGUGCUUUGUGACAUCUUCUGACACAAACUCUGUGACUUCGCACACAACAACUUUUCCUCAUGUCACGUCCUCUCUGAACAUCAUGGACUCCACUUUCAAAGCUCCUUCAUCUGUAUCGCCUGUGCCACUCACUACCCCCUCACCAUCCCACAAGCCAUCUAAAACCAAGCCCAGCAAGUCUCCGAAAGUUAAAGACCUAUCUUUAAGGGGUGAAGAGCCUUUAAGUAACAAAAAGAAAAAGCCUCCUACGCCUUCCUCAUCUUCCUCACCUUUGCAGACAUCUACAUCUUCUUCGUUUUCAGGGUCACACAAGAAAAACUGUGUCUUGAACUCAAGUACGACGUUGAACUCUUACCAGGCAACUUCUUCCUAUAACAGUGUGUCUCUGCACAAUGCAAACAAUGGAACUAGUCCACUUAGUGCCAAAAUGGAACCUCCAGGAAGGACUUCUAUGUCUGGUAGCUCAACAGACUCUAUAAAACACAUGAGCAUGGUCGUUAGCAGUAUUGACUCAAGUCUGUCAGUGUCUUCUCUGGUACAUCAUCCAAGGGAGCACACACUGGCAGCACAUAACACAGCUUCUCUGCCACUUCCGUUUGACAAAACGGAGGGCAAGAAACGGAAAAACUCUACUGCUAGCAGCAAGGCUUGCAAAAUCACUAAAAUGCCUGGUAUGAACAGUGUUCACAAAAAGAGCACCGCCAACCUUAUAUCUUCUGUGCCAGAUUCCCCCAACAGCUCCAUCUCUCGACAGCAGAUGGGGAAAAGUAGCAGUGUAGCUUUGUCACAAUCUACUCCUUCAAGUACAACAAAUCCUGCACAUAACAAACAAAAGACUUCGAACCGCACUGGCAGAAUAAGAACGCUUCCAUGACAUUGGGAGAGAACCAGUUGAUUACCUUUAAUCUCAGCAGUCCUGCUCCGCAAGCUCUACAUUGGCCCAGCCUAGAGACAAUGCCAUCUUAUGUUAACACAUGGGGGAAACACUUAAGUCUAAAGUUUACAGUACCAAAUCAGGCGCUAUUGCUUCGCUUUUUAGGGUUACUGGUGGUUGUUGCAUUGCUUUUCUUUUGUAGAAAUCAGUCUUUGGAGUCUUAAAGGUGAUUUGGAAAAAGUCAGAAUGUUGUGUGUUCAUGCUAGUUCCCAAAGUAAUCCGUUCCUCCAUAUCUGGAGAUAAAAUUCUUAUUUUCAAUUUAGUCGUCCACUUUAAUUUUUAAACUCUUUUAUUUAAUUGUUUUUUUUAUUAUUAUUAUUAGCUUUGAAUACCCCCUUCUUUUUUUAUCUGUAAAGCACUUUCCAGGUUUAAAAUGAGAAUUGACAAACAAGCUGGUAAGCGGUGCGCUCUCUCUUCCCCAUACACACACCGGUCGGCACACAGGAGAGUGGGGAUGAUGCCGGUAUGCUGUGCUAAAUGGCGAGGCAUUCAUCCAAAACGCCAAAAGUAAUACACAAAUGCAAAAGGUAGUUCCAAGCACUAGCCAUAGGCGUUCGUAUAUAAAAUCCAAAAAUGUAUUCCAACUUCAUUAAAAACAUAAGGCAAACAGCCAUGAAUACCGCAUAGAUAUUCAGCAUAGAAAGUGAAGCCGUGCUCCUAGGCAUCUGCUGUGUACACAUUAUUCAGUCGGUGAGCUUAAAACUAUCAUUUAAAUGGACGAGAGAGCCACACCAUGCCAAAGAAAGGCAUUUUGUUUCACUUUUAUUAGACCGAUGUGUAUAGAUAGACCCAUUGUUUCUUCAAAAUAUUUUUAAACAGGAACUAUUACGGUUAUAUAUUUAUUUUAAAAUUAUUGACUCAAAAGAUAUAUAUUAUAAUUAUUGACUGAAUGAAGCUUACAGCCAUCUAAUAAUAGCAUGACUGAAAACAAUUAUUAUUUAAAUUAAAACAUAUUGCACCAAAGGCAGAUUAGAGUAACCAGUAAACCGCGCAUUUGCUUAAAUAUUUUUGUGCACUUAUCUGAGGAGAGAGAAUAACAUUAUUAUUAUUAAUAUACCUCACAUCCUGAACUGCCAAUUUUAUACUGUACCUACAAUAUCAGUGACCCAAUAGGGCAGUGACGACUAAUCUUGGUGCCACAGAUGUUUUGAAACUACAUUUCCCAUGAUGCUUAGGCACUUUGCAGUCUAGUUGAUCAUCAGGGGAAAUGUAGUUCCAAAACAUCAAAGGUGCCAAGGUCAGCAAUCACUGCAAUAGGGAAUUCCACCAAACACACUGGCUUCCUACAAUUUAUUUUCCUUGUCACCUUUAAUGCUACAAUGACCCACUGAACUAAUCAGCAAAAUAAAGCUUUUGAGGACUACGAAAAUAAAUAUUUGCUCAGAUUAAAAAGGUCUUCAGUGAUAGCCAAAAAAAUGUUUAGACGAAAAGUGGAAUGCGUCAUGGGAAAACAAUGUGCAUUUAUUCUAACGUGCAGUCUAUAAGGUGUGUCUACAAUGUCUGUCCAUAACAGUGUUUCUUUUUGGACAUUUCUUUAUACAGGCCCAGAAGCCUUAAUCAUGAUAUCUCUUUAAUGACUUCAGAUAUUAUCUGUGUGGCUGUAGGAAAUGCAUUGUAACACGGGUGUAAUCACUGCAACCAGAAGAGUUAUCUGCAAUAGUACCAGGAAAGGGUGACGAAUGUGUUAUACAGAGGGAAUGAGCCACAAAAUAUCCGGAUUAUGUAUUUUAGUUACAGCUCACUCCUCAGUAUCCAGCUAUGGCAAUGACUAGAUACACACGAUCAAUUACUGCAAUAUUUUAUUCCCGCUCAUGAGCAGUGACCUCCUCCAGAAGCAGACUCUGGGAAAUGGCAGCAGUUACAUUUUACCCUAUUUUUUGCUUUACGAGCCUGAAAUCAUCACCUUAUUGCAUAUCAGCAUGAGUGAAAGUAGUUUGGGAGCGAGACUGGACAGUGUUAGUUAGGAUUCUUCAUGAACUGCAUGGUCUUGUGGCCAGAGCCACCAAAUUCAGGAAACAGAGGUUUUAUAAUGGUGGCUGCUGUGGCAUCUCUUGAGUGAAAUUAUUAUCUUUUGAAGGUACCACUAUACUAAUUCUUAAAAUGUUCAGUUAAAAUGCUGAACACCUGCUGCUAAUACAAAAACAAGAAACAUUUAAGAACUCUGCCUUUAAACAUUGUGUGUGCAUGUAUGUCUGGGUAUAUAUAUAUAUAUAUAUAUAUAUAUAUAUGUAUGGGGGGGUACGUAUGUAUGCAAAUGUGUAUG
Bombina bombina (fire-bellied toad) is the source of this 4914-nucleotide messenger RNA. It is a transcript of the gene ATXN7L1, whose product is annotated as ataxin 7 like 1. The transcript has 12 exons. The record is from RefSeq and is a predicted model, not a curated record. The coding region runs from base 42 to 2591 and encodes 849 amino acids. NCBI's taxonomy places the organism in Eukaryota, Metazoa, Chordata, Amphibia, Anura, Bombinatoridae.